Ilex paraguariensis (yerba mate) is the source of this 1536-nucleotide messenger RNA. The record is from the annotation of a GenBank genome assembly. NCBI's taxonomy places the organism in Eukaryota, Viridiplantae, Streptophyta, Magnoliopsida, Aquifoliales, Aquifoliaceae.
AUGUCUGGAAAUCAGUAUACAUAUGAUUGCGCCACACCCAGAACAAGAUUGGAAAGGCUUUUGAGGGAAAGAGAGCUAAGGAGAUCUAACAGGUCUCAGCAUUCCAAUGAAAAGGUAAGAGAUGGUAACAGGGAGGUGGAUAUCUUUGAGAAUGGGAAUGACUUGUAUAUAGUUGGUGAUGAUUGGUCUCGAGAGGAAGAGUCCGUGGAAGCGAUUGCAGCAGCAAGGGCUCUUACUUAUGGAUAUGAGAGGCAAGAAGGGCAGUCUUCCAAACAACGAUUAUUGGUGGUGGCCAACCGUCUACCUGUAUCUGCAUUUAGGAAGGGCGAGGACUCUUGGACACUAGAAGUAAGUGUAGGUGGCCUUGUCAGUGCACUUUUGGGUGUGAAUGAGUUUGAAGCCAGAUGGAUUGGGUGGGCUGGUGUAAAUGUACCAGAUGAAAUUGGACAGAAAUCACUUACGAAAGCUCUAGCUGAAAAGAGGUGCAUUCCAGUUUUUCUGGAUGAAGAGAUUGUUCAUCAAUAUUACAAUGGCUAUUGUAACAACAUCUUAUGGCCUCUUUUCCAUUAUCUUGGGCUUCCGCAAGAAGAUCGCCUUGCUACCACUCGCAGUUUUCAGUCUCAGUUUGCUGCAUACAAGAAGGCCAACCAAAUGUUUGCUGAUGUGGUUAAUGAGCACUAUGAAAUGGGCGAUGUCAUUUGGUGCCAUGAUUACCAUCUGAUGUUUCUUCCAAAAUGCCUUAAAGAAUAUAAUGAUAAAAUGAAAGUUGGUUGGUUUCUCCAUACACCGUUCCCUUCCUCGGAAAUUCACAGGACACUGCCCUCUCGAUCUGAGCUACUAAGAUCUGUUCUUGCUGCUGACCUAGUUGGCUUCCAUACUUAUGAUUAUGCAAGGCAUUUUGUUAGUGCCUGUACUCGUAUUCUUGGCCUUGAGGGGACACCUGAAGGUGUGGAGGAUCAAGGAAAGCUGACUCGUGUGGCUGCGUUUCCAAUUGGGAUAGAUUCUGAUCGGUUCAUUCGAGCUCUUGAACUCCCCCAAGUCAAGAAUCACAUUAAAGAAUUGAAAGAAAGAUUUUCUGGUCGAAAGGUAAUGUUAGGAGUUGAUCGUCUUGAUAUGAUUAAGGGAAUUCCCCAAAAGAUUUUAGCAUUUGAAAAAUUUCUUGAAGAAAAUCCAGAAUGGCGUGAUAAAGUAGUUUUGCUGCAAAUUGCUGUGCCAACAAGAACAGAUGUUCCUGAAUAUCAAAAGCUCACAUGCCAAGUUCAUGAAAUUGUCGGUCGCAUUAAUGGAAAAUUCGGAACUCUUUCAAGCGUUCCAAUACAUCAUUUGGACCGUUCUCUUGACUUUCACGCAUUAUGUGCACUGUACGCUGUUACUGAUGUAGCACUUGUUACAUCUUUAAGGGAUGGAAUGAAUCUUGUCAGCUACGAAUUUGUGGCCUGCCAAGCUUCCAAGAAAGGGGUCCUCAUUCUCAGUGAGGGUUCCCUCGGACUGGAAAUGUAUGCUGUUGAAUUCUUCCAGAGGGAGAGAAUCAAGUAA